GGAGGAGGCCGCCGCGGGGCCCGGCCUCAGCAUGAACCGCAGCCACCGGCACGGGGCGGGCAGCGGCUGCCUGGGCACCAUGGAGGUGAAGAGCAAGUUUGGAGCUGAAUUUCGCCGGUUUUCACUGGAAAGAUCAAAGCCUGGAAAAUUUGAGGAGUUCUAUGGAUUACUGCAACAUGUUCAUAAGAUCCCCAACGUUGACGUGUUAGUAGGCUACGCAGACAUCCACGGAGACUUACUGCCUAUAAAUAACGACGAUAAUUAUCACAAAGCUGUUUCAACGGCCAACCCGCUACUUAGGAUUUUUAUACAAAAAAAGGAAGAAGCAGACUACAGUGCCUUUGGUACAGACACACUGAUAAAGAAGAAGAAUGUUCUAACCAAUGUGUUGCGUCCUGACAACCAUAGGAAAAAGCCACAUAUAGUCAUUAGUAUGCCCCGAGACUUCAGACCCGUGUCCUCGAUUAUAGACGUGGAUAUUCUCCCGGAAACACAUCGUAGGGUUCGUCUGUACAAGUACGGCACCGAGAAGCCCUUAGGGUUCUACAUCCGGGACGGCUCCAGCGUCAGGGUCACGCCUCACGGCCUAGAGAAGGUCCCAGGGAUCUUUAUAUCCAGACUUGUCCCCGGAGGCCUGGCUCAGAGCACAGGACUGUUAGCUGUGAAUGAUGAAGUUUUAGAGGUCAACGGCAUCGAAGUUUCAGGGAAGAGUCUUGACCAGGUGACAGACAUGAUGAUCGCAAACAGCCGCAACCUCAUCAUCACGGUGAGGCCGGCCAACCAGAGGAACAACGUGGUCCGGAACAGCCGGACUUCCGGCAGCUCGGGCCAGUCCACUGACAACAGCCUCCUGGCCUGCCCGCUGCGGGCAGAAGCGAGCUUCGAGCCGGAGGACGAAGACAGUGACGAGGACGACAUCGUCAUCGAAGACAACGGGGUGCCGCAGCAGAUCCCGAAAGCCGUCCCCAACGCCGAGAGCCUGGAGUCCCUGACGCAAGUCGAGCUCAGUUUCGAGUCUGGACAGAAUGGUUUUAUUCCUUCUAAUGAAGUGAGCUUAGCACCUGUAGCAAGUGGCACAGACACAGAAACCCGCGCUCCGGGUCAGAAACUCUUAGAAGAAGAUGGAACGAUCAUAACACUAUGAAACCUUUGUCUGAGUGCCUUCUGAGGGAGGACGCCGUCGGGACGUGUACAUUUGGCUCGUUGAAAGCAUAUAUACCUCCGAACCCGUGACCUGGAGUAGGCAUGAGAAAAAAAAUAUCGCAAGCUUCACAUGUCAUUAAACUAGUAGUUUGAUCAUUGUUCAUAGAAACUUUGGUUUGUCAGAGGUGAGUUUGAGUCUAAAAGGGGCCUUUGCUCAUGAAAUUCUGUGCUUUUCCUGUCUCGCCUACAGAGAACUGGAGGUCCGGGCGCGCUCGCCGAGAGGGCCCGAUCAUUUCCGUUCCGAGUGGCUGCAUAUUCAACCUGCUGUGCAGAGCCCGUUAGCUUUCUCUUUUAACUGUGUGUUUUUUUCAUUCUAAUGUGAAGAAGUCUGAUUCUGUCCUUUGGUACCUUGGGGACCUCAGCUCCUAUGUUCCUUGUGUUUUAUUUUGAUUUUUUAAUGUUAUUCCUCUGUUGCUGAUUGUGACAAGUAAUUUCUUUAAAUGCUUUUGUCUUCCCCCUAAUUUCUAAGAAAUCCAAUCAAGUGACUGUUUUUGGGAAUUGCUUCCUAUGUCAUAAAGCAUCGAGGCCAUGACAGUCGUCCAGGUUAAGUGCGCUCCUCCUGUGGCUUCCACGUUUACGCACUCCCUCCGCGGGCGCGCGCCUGGCGCUGGUGAUGUGUGAGCCUCCCUCCCUCUCUUCUCUCUCUCUCUCUCUCUCUCUCUCCCCUCAGUGGGGAUCGUUCCUUUUGUUCUUAGUGUUUGUUGGCGUGCUUUUCUACUCUCUGAAUGUAUUUGAGUAGAAUGAAUCAUUUUGGACUUAAAAAUGCACCCAAAUUAAGAGAUUUUUACACACAGAACAAACUUGUGCACUUUGUAUAUGAGAUCGUGGGUUUUCCUUAUUGGGAUUUCUAGGAACACUGCCUACACUUUAUGAAAAAUAAUAUAGUAUUCACCUUGGACAGGUAGCGUUUAUUGCUAUUAAUUUUAUGAGGCUCUUUAGGCUAUUUAUUAUUUUCCGAUGCACCCACUUAAGACAAGUUAAAGGAAAGGCUGCUAGCUGCGUCCCUCGCCGGACCCGCCGGACAGCGUGCGCGAGCGCCGCUUGUGUGCAGAGACUAGGAAGAGUGAGAGGCGCACGCGUUGGCUGCGGCUUGCGGACAUUCCUCUCUGAGCUAUUUGUUAUUAAUUCUAUGGUAGGGCCAGGCCGGAUGGACACCUUUAAAGCAAUUGUGCGCUGUCCAAACAAUGAAGAAUUAAACGGCUCCGUUUUGAAGGAUACUUUCUCCCUGGCACAAACCUGUGAAGAAGUCUGGAUUCGCUGGAGAUGGCUGGACUCAGAACACUUGGGGUUUUUGCUCAUGGCACCAUUAAACCUGUUACCACUGAACUGUCAGCUGCACGACGUUGUGUAACGCUGUACGUUUUCUGGCGAAGUCCCCACCUUCUUCCACUUAGGCACCACUACUUUUUAAUGGCAUUCCAGCUUUAGCAUCAUGAGUUUAUAUAAACCUGACUCUUGAAUGGCUAAACGUUAAUGUGUAGGUGACACUUCGUUCAUAUUAUAAGCGGUGCAGGGGUUUAACAUUUUAAGUAAAAAUCCUUUCACACACUACCUCUCUCUCCUUUUUUUUUUUAACAAAGUUUUAACAUCAGACCUUUUCUCUUGGGAAAAAUACUUCAGGGCUUGACUUUUUGUACAAAUUUUAACUAUAAAGUACAGAUUUGUCUUGUAUGUAUUCACAGAAAAGGAAAUCAAAGCUGCUAGUGCUUUUUAUUUUAAUUAUCCUGCUAAGGGUAUCUGUGAGUGGUGUUUUAAGCUAGAUUUCUCAUUUAAAUUAUCGGUGAAAUAAUUGAUUACUAGACAUAUUGUACAACCAAUAUAGACCCUGGUUAUACAAUAAAGUAUUGACUCGUUGGCGGCCUCCGUUUUUCAGGUGUCCCUUAUUAACAAGAAUAUCAGUGGCCGCAGCAUACAAUUUUGUAGUACUAAAUGUCAAGCCUAACUGUGAAUUUUGUUCUGUAUUUUGAGUAAAUUUAUGAUAAUGUUCUCAUGAGCUAUCAACAAAAAUAUAUGUACUUUUGUGAACUAUGGAUUUUCUAAUUAAAUUUUACAUGCGACAUGA
Suricata suricatta (meerkat) is the source of this 3265-nucleotide messenger RNA. RefSeq names its product par-6 family cell polarity regulator beta (gene PARD6B). Gene Ontology annotation, biological process: centrosome cycle; regulation of cellular localization; establishment or maintenance of cell polarity. The record is from RefSeq and is a predicted model, not a curated record. Gene Ontology annotation, cellular component: cell cortex; nucleus; apical plasma membrane. Lineage: Eukaryota; Metazoa; Chordata; Mammalia; Carnivora; Herpestidae. Gene Ontology annotation, molecular function: protein kinase C binding. The transcript has 3 exons. Bases 32 to 1144 code for a protein of 370 amino acids.